Molecule: messenger RNA, 1916 nt
Organism: Solanum tuberosum (potato)
Lineage: Eukaryota; Viridiplantae; Streptophyta; Magnoliopsida; Solanales; Solanaceae
Product: CBL-interacting serine/threonine-protein kinase 3-like
Exons: 15
Coding region: 313-1626 (437 amino acids)
Biological process (GO): signal transduction; protein phosphorylation
Molecular function (GO): protein serine/threonine kinase activity; ATP binding
Source: RefSeq, a predicted model, not a curated record
UCAUUUUUUUAAUAGUUGUUAUCUUUGUUGUUGGGAGAAUAUUUACAAUUAUUACAGCAACAUUAGAAUUUCAAGAUUUGGAUGUUGCCUUCUUUUCCACUUACCAUAUUUUUGUCCAAAUUUUUGAGGAUUUAUAAGCUGCUGUAAUCAAUCUUUUUUGACCCCCAAACAACAAAGGCUGCAACUUUCAUACUUUCUUCAUCUUUAUCUUUAUCUUGGCCAACAUCCCAUUUCAAAAUUUCAGCUCAAAUAAAAGUUCUUUAAGAAGGAUUACGCCUGCACUUUUUAAAGGACUGUGCAAGUAUCUCAGUAAUGAAUCAGGCAAAAAUCAAGCGCAGAGUUGGUAAAUAUGAAAUGGGAAGGACAAUUGGUGAGGGAACAUUUGCUAAAGUUAAAUUUGCGAGGAAUUCGGAGACAGGAGAACCUGUAGCAAUCAAAAUUCUUGAUAAGGAUAAGGUCCUUAAGCACAAAAUGGCUGAGCAGAUAAAGCGGGAGAUAGCUACAAUGAAGUUAAUCAGGCAUCCACAUGUCGUUCAGUUAUACGAGGUGUUGGCUAGCAAGACAAAGAUAUUCAUUGUUCUGGAGUUCGUUACAGGUGGAGAGCUCUUUGACAAAAUUGUAAAUCAUGGACGGAUGCAUGAAAAAGAAGCAAGGAAAUAUUUUCAGCAGCUUAUUAAUGCUGUUGAUUACUGUCAUAGCAGGGGAGUCUACCAUAGAGAUUUAAAGCCUGAGAAUUUACUGUUGGAUGCCUCAGGAAACCUCAAGGUUUCUGAUUUUGGAUUGAGUGCUCUGUCCCAGCAAGUCAGGGAUGAUGGCUUACUCCACACCACAUGUGGAACUCCCAACUAUGUUGCUCCUGAGGUACUCAAUGAUCAUGGAUAUGAUGGUACAACCGCGGAUCUGUGGUCGUGCGGAGUCAUACUCUUUGUAUUGCUUGCAGGUUACUUGCCUUUUGAUGACUCCAAUCUUAUGAACCUGUAUAAAAAAAUCUCUGUUGCUGAAUUUACAUGUCCUCCUUGGAUGUCUUUUGGUGCUAUGAAGUUAAUUACUCGCAUCUUGGAUCCGAACCCUAUGACACGUAUCACCAUCCCAGAAAUUCUGGAGGACGAGUGGUUCAAGAAAGAUUAUAAAUCUCCCAUUUUUAAUGAGAAAGGAGAUGCCAACCUGGAUGAUGUUGAAGCUGUCUUCAAGGAUUCUGAAGAACAUCAUGUAACAGAGAAAAAGGAAGAGCAGCCAACUCCCAUGAAUGCAUUCGAGUUGAUUUCAAUGUCAAAAGGACUCAACCUUGGGAAUCUCUUCGAUGAACAGGGAUUUAAGAGAGAAACAAGGUUCACAUCUAAAUGCUCCGCCAAUGAAAUUAUCAGUAAGAUUGAAGAAGCUGCGAAGCCCCUCGGUUUUGAUGUUCACAAAAAGAACUACAAGAUGAGACUUGAAAAUGUUAAAGCUGGAAGAAAAGGGAACCUUAAUGUUGCCACUGAGGUAUUUCAAGUUGCCCCUUCUCUUCAUAUGGUUGAAGUGCGGAAGGCAAAAGGAGAUACUUUGGAAUUCCACAAGUUUUACAAGAAUCUUUCGACUAGUCUAGAGGAUGUAGUGUGGAAAACUGAAGAGGACAUGCAAGAUAGGUAGUAUUACUACCAUGAACUGCAAUUGCAUAAGCUUUUGCUGGUGCUAUAAUCUGUGUAAAAAAACUUUGCAACUUCUUUCUUUCCCUUUUUUUUGCUAUUUGUUCUGUUCUUUGUAGUGGGACUUUUUUCUCCCAUGAGCUAAUGGCCAACUGUUUCAUUUCAUCAUGGAGUAGGACUUUUGUUCCUAUUUGAUUUGCAGUUUGUAUAACUGGUAUACACUUUUGAGAAAUGUAUACAACUUUUCAGCUCCCUCAAGAAAAAAAAACAUCCACUAAGGAGAAUUAUCCUUUU